AUGCGUACUGAAGUAAUGCAAGGACCAUCACAAACAGAAAUUAAGUUAACAUAUGAAUUAAUGAAGACUAAUUUUAAGUGUAAAAUGAUUAACAUGUCUUCGAAGCUGAGAGAGGAUGAUCUUCGAAAGCUUCGUUAUUAUUUAGAAGGAAUCAUACCGAUUAAUAAUUGUUCCGACUCUAUGGAUAUAUUACGAGUGCUAGAGCACGAAGCAAGGAUUUCGUGGGAUGAUAUUAAUUUCGUUAAGGAAGCCAUGGGAAGUAUUUCAAGACAAGAUCUUGUUGAAGAUUUAACUAAGUAUGAAGUUAAGAGGAAUUUGACACUCCUGUUGGAUUUCUAUGCGAAGAGCAAUCUAGGAUUGGAUUCAAACUUCUGCGAUAAUAAAUUAAGGAUGAACAUGGUAGCUUCGCGCUUACGGAAGAUUAUGGAUAGUGCUCGAGAGAGUGUUAAAAUCAGAGACAUAUGCUCAACCGUUGAGUCCAGUAGAGAUUUAAAGAAAGUAUUAAUGGCCUUAGAGGAGAAGAUGGAUGAAGGACCAUCACUAUCAUGGGAUGACUUUACUAUGCUUGUAAUUUUUGCUGGAGAAAUUAUAACAAUCGCUUCCGCCGAUGAAGAACAACAGGAGUCAUUGUUAGACCUAUGCACAACCGCUGCUGAUGAGCUCUGCUCUCGAAUGAAAGCGCCAGGAACCUGGGUAAGAUUGUAGUUUAGAUUUUAUACCUUGAGUAUCAGAGUUCUGAAAAAAUGUAUCUUCUUUUCGUUUUUUGGUUUAUUACAGUUCUGUGAAAAUUUUUGCUGCGUAGAACACUCUAAUUGAUUAUUCAGCCGUUGCCUGGAAGUGAUUGGUCGAAUUUUAACAUGUGAUCAAAGCUUUCGAAUUUGAUAGGAAGAUCACUCUGCCGACUGAAAGUCAUGCAGAUUACAUAGCCAUUUUGAUCAGAAAAUAUCAGUAGGAAUUACUUCGCUGAGUAACGCUGAACGUUAUUUGGUUAUCUCUUGUAUUUCAAUAAUUGUUGAGGAAACCAAAGACGGAAGUCGUUUGACAGCCGUUCCGUCAAAUUAAUCACGAAUAGACCCAAACCUCACUUCAUGCUCUCCUUUAGAUGUUCUUAUUGUUGAUUUAAUAGACACGUUCAAAGAUAUCAGAACAAAGUCGUACACCAUGGCCUUGAAAAGGUCCCAUUUCAAGUUGAAUUACUUCCAUUUUUCUUCCACUUCUGCAUCAUGAAGUUGUUUUGUUCAUUUCAAUGUCUUUAUUGACUCUUCAUGCAUGAGGAACCAUUAUAUAUGAAACAUGCCAUGAUAGUCAAACAAUUGAAAGUUAUUUGAAGCGAAACAGGUCGGGCCAUAUGAACGGAAAACGGCUAUGAACUCAUAUUUUUACUUAGAAAUCGCUUUAAGGAUUGGUGAAAAGGGAAUGCAAACGGAAAUCAGCAUUGGCAUUACGACGAUUAAUCUGGCAGAAGAGUUGUCUAACAAGCUUAUAUCCAAGUGAAAAAAAUUUUUCUCUGACAGGAAGAGUCCACUUCACUUUUAUGAUCUGUGCAUGGCCGACGCUGAAAGGUCUCAAAAAUUUGACAUAUAGAGAACUUUAAGUGUACACUAAUUACAGAAAGAUGUUUUAACCAAUUUCCAUUUUCCAGCUGCCUGUUUAGUGUAGUUAUUUUAGUAUUUCUUGCGUUGCAUGGAUUACCUUUCAUUGCCCAUUAUGUUUACUCUGUUCCUAUUUUUAGCCUUCGAACACAUCGGGGUCUUCAUGCUGAGUAAUUCCAUGAUGAAAAUAUGAAUGGCUUUUUAGAGAUGGUCGUUCAAAAAUCUCAACCAGUCGUUUUUACUUCCACAGCCAGUUUUAUGGCCUGCAUGAUGCAAAUGAAAAUAUUUGUCGGCUUUUUUUAUUCACUUCGACAUCCUUCAAUGAUAGAUCUCAUAAAUUCAUGGUAAGACUUAUAAGUAAUCUCAUAGGCCUGACUGUCAAGAAACAUAAAACAAUUUUAAAUCAGGCAAAAAGGACCAACCUCUUCUCCAGAUUUCGAUGAUCGGUCCGUGGAGUGAAUCCAAACUCUGUUGUGAGAGACUGUAUGUUCCUGUACAAACAGAAGUUCCUUUCAUAUCUUUCUAACAUUAUAUUUUACUUUGUAGAAUGACUUUAAAAAUCAUGUCAAGGAAGUGCACCGUUUCGUUCAAGAAAACAUAGAUUCCAAUCAUAACUUGUCUUCGCAAGAGAUAGCAAAAGUGGUUCAACAGUUCAGAGAAGCCGUAUUCCUCCCAGUAGGAAAUCUAUAGGAAACUCCAGAGGCUUUCUCGUUUAAAUCGAAGACUGUUAAUGAUAAAAAAAAGUUCUCUUGUUAAUCACUUCUGAACUUUAUUCACAAUUUAAGAUUAUUCACAAUUUAAGAUUAUUCACAAUUUAAGAUUAUUCACAAUUUAAGAUUAUUCACAAAAUACAAUUAAUAAAAUUACCAUACGAAAUUUCAUCAAAAUUUCAUCAAAAUAAUGCAUAAUACAAAAGCAUUUAGCUUAAAAGACUGUUAAUUGUUAAUAAUAAUUUUAAUGAUAAUAAUAAUUAAUAACUAAUUAAUCUGGCAGAACAUCAUUACUAUUACUAUUAUAUUAUUACUACUACAACAUCAUUACUAUUACUGCUACAAUAUUACUACUACUAUUACGAGUACUAUUACACCAUUAUCACUCUUACCAUUACAACAUU
Pocillopora meandrina is the source of this 2706-nucleotide messenger RNA. NCBI's taxonomy places the organism in Eukaryota, Metazoa, Cnidaria, Anthozoa, Scleractinia, Pocilloporidae. The record is from the annotation of a GenBank genome assembly.